This is a messenger RNA of Prunus dulcis (almond), 951 nucleotides long. RefSeq lists its product as uncharacterized. NCBI's taxonomy places the organism in Eukaryota, Viridiplantae, Streptophyta, Magnoliopsida, Rosales, Rosaceae. The record is from RefSeq and is a predicted model, not a curated record. Bases 1 to 951 code for a protein of 316 amino acids. The transcript has 2 exons.
AUGGAAAACGACAAAGCUCGCUCCCAAGAACCGGAAUGGGAAAAGCUUCGGCCAGGACCAUUCACGAGACACAUUCGGCGUUCUAGGCAGGAUAGGGAAGUACAGCAACUGCGUAUACCGUUCUAUACUGGAACCGAGGACCCCUUAACCCACCUUCAUUCAUUUCAGUCAGCCAUUGGAUGCAAGGGCCUGAGCGAUGAAGGGCAGUGCCUACUAUUCCCAUCUUUUCUUACCGAAGCAGCCCUGAACUGGUUCUACCGGUUGGAGCUGAAAACGAGAGAGGACGAGCCAUUGAGAGAGUAUGCGGCGCGCUUCAGUCACGAAUACUCAAGGUGUCCGGAAACAGAUGAUAGGGCAGCCUACGGCGCCUUCAAGAGUGGCCUUCAGUCCUCGCAUUUCCGAUACCUGGUACACAGCAGCAACUGGCGCACGUAUGACGAGCUGAUGAAGCAGGCAGCGGUGCACGCCAAGGCCGAGUACUUCAACUCGAAACCCAGUGUUUCGGCAUGCCGAGAGGAUACAGAGCCAAACGCUUAUCCGGCAAAGACGCCGUCCUACGAGAGGGUCGACUCAUAUUCGGCGGACCAUAAGAAGAAGGACAACAGUGCCGAUCGAAGAGAUCACCUGAAGAAGGGAAAAGGGCGGUAUGGUCGCAACGACCACCGAGGACCCCUACCCAAUCGUGACCACGGCAACGAGGUCUUUACACUACUGAAUACCACUUAUGAGGCCGUUCUGAUGAACGAACAAGAAAUAAUCCCAAAACCGAAUCAGCGAAGACCCAAUCGACAAGACAACCGGGAGACCGGUAAAUUCUGCCGAUACCAUCAGCACAACAGCCACAAUACGGAAGAUUGUAUAAGCCUGAGAAAGAUCGUGGAACGAUUGAUCCGAGAGGGGAGACUAGACCAUGUCUGUGCAGGGGUUACCGAACGGCAUGGGACCGAUUGA